CCCGAGUACGAUUCCGGUGCCCAAGAUCUCUCAGAUGACCCUCAAGAUCUGCAUACCCUUCUACAAAACAAAUAUCCCGACCUGUAUUCUAGUAUUUUCCCGGUAUCUUUAUCCGGUGAUACAAUCGCUCGAAAUUCAGAUAACAGUUUAACAUCAUCAGUUUCCCAACCCAACCACCAACUGGACCGCUCUUCAGAUUCCCUGCCACCUCCGAAACUAUCGAAUGUGGAACCAGAACAGAACCAAUGCGGCUCACACUGCUCAACUGUGUCAGUUUCGGUCGAACUGGCACAACGGUUAUUCGAGUGUGUGAAUGUACUGUACUCUCAUCAGACGGCCAGACUCCGUUCUGAAGUACGUGAGCUCUCACAUCGGAUUCGAGGAUUACAGACAAAUCAUGAAUCCGCCUGUCGCGACUGGCAACGUGUGGAACGAGAACGAGAUCAGUUGCGUCGUGAAUUGUCCAGUCAAAUUGCCCGAUAUGAAGAUCGUCUGACGGAGCUACACAGUGUGAUUGCAGAACUACGCCGACGCUUGGAACAAGCUGGAACCAAUGCGAUCCCUGAGGCCGACGAAUUCGAGGAACAGGAUGAGCUGAUCGAUGAUGAGGACGCGAACGCAAGCUUGCCCGACCCGCAUCGCAUCCGACACAAACUUGAUUCGAACACCGAUCAACUGGUUUCUCGUUCACGAGAUCACGAGUCCAUAUCGCAGGUGGAUGAUGUGCAUUCUGAUCGAUCCAGUGAAGGUGGCACUUCGGUGGGAGCAAUCAACGGCGAUCUGUUGGACACAUGCACAUUUCACACGCGACCGGACCGAUUUGGAAACCAGUUGGAUCUGUCCUCAUCCGCGGGUGAUUUGACUCACUUAUCAGAUGUGCUGUGCACCUGUCACGAGACUGGCCCUGGGAAAAACAUCUUCCGAUACGGAUCUACGUCUGCCGCAAUCCGUGGUUGGGUCAACGACAACCGCCACCCCCGACGCAGCAGCAGAGACGGAGGGGAUGAAAACAGUAACACCGAAGCCGCUGCCGACUAUGCGGAUAUCAACAAAUAG
Messenger RNA from Echinostoma caproni, 1056 nucleotides. The record is from the annotation of a GenBank genome assembly. Lineage: Eukaryota; Metazoa; Platyhelminthes; Trematoda; Plagiorchiida; Echinostomatidae.